AUGCCACCUUCAGCUCCCUACACUAGUGCAUAUGGACAGCCUACGAACAGAAAGGGUCAUCCACUGACACCUGUGGAGAUGACAGGCGAGGAUGAAAAAAGGAUAAAUGCCGCCCGGCGGACAAUCAACCCCAUGUAUGAGUCGUCGGGUCUAAAGGCGUUGCAGGGAGAUUAUGGCUAUCAGGGAGAAAGACGUCAUCAAUUCCCGGCUGAUUCGCCAAUCAACCAUGGCACAAAGGCCACGCACGCCAAGGAAAAGACGCAUGAAAACCUGAAGGAAAGGUACACAAAUCUCGAGAGGAAGCAAGAGGACGUGACAAGCAAACUUCCCAGGAUGAUAGGGAUGGCCAAAGAUGCCGCCAAGGCUGCCGGAGAAGAAGCAGAGUUGCGUAGGAGGCAAGAUGAGGCAUACAUUGGUCACUAUCCCACCAAACGAGACCGGCAAGGACAUGUGAGAGCUGUCCGAGUGGCAGAAUCGCAGAAGGGAAGGUAUGAAGCAGACGCGCAGAGAUACGCCGAGGAGCUCGAGGAUUGGUAG
Molecule: messenger RNA, 537 nt
Organism: Bacidia gigantensis
Lineage: Eukaryota; Fungi; Ascomycota; Lecanoromycetes; Lecanorales; Ramalinaceae
Exons: 2
Coding region: 1-537 (178 amino acids)
Source: RefSeq, a predicted model, not a curated record